UGUUCAGUCACGCCGGUCGCGGCACCCCUGCCUUCUCACCCUCAAAGGGAUACUCCUGCCUUUCGCGCGCUUCCGCGCCGCUCCACCCACCCCGUCCGCCGUAGCGCCACUCAUGGCGCAAGCGCGCGGUGAGCCCAUCUAUCGCGGCGCGCAGAAGAGCGGCCGCCUCUGCGUGCGUCACGCGCCUGGCAAAGCCACGCGGCCGUCCAGUGCGCGUUUGCGCCCUUGACGUGUUCGAGGGAAUGCCUGGCCGGCGAAUCUGGCCAGGGUGCGCGCGGGCGGCCCUCGCGCAGGCAGCAACGCCUCUCUCGUUUCGUCGAGUGCUGGACUGAUGUUAUGGGCCCUGGCGCCUCACGCUCGGCUCAGCUCAAGUCCGAGCCGGUCGGCAAACAGACCUGCUUUUGCUCUUGCCUUUACUGAGCUACCUUACGUGUGCCGGCCGGGGGAGAUGUCGGGGUUGCUUGGCACAGUUGUUGAUGCAGCAAUAGGAUGGCUGGUGCAAAGCAUCUUUGACAGCUUCUUUACUGGACGUAUGGAAGCCUGGACUCAUGAAAUCGGGCUUGCUGAAGAUGUGGAGAAGCUCAAACUUCAGAUGAGGUACGUGCAGAUGGUUCUUGCUGCUGCCGAGGGAAGGAGGAUUGAAAAUAUGCAUCUGGCCCAGUCACUGGAUGAUCUCAGAGGGCUGCUUUAUGACUCAGAGGAUGUGAUGGACGAGCUCGACUACUACCGACUCGAGCAACAGAUCACUGAAGGGAAAGUUUGUAGUGCUUCUACUGGUACUAAGCCGGAGGGAAAUUAUGUGUUCUCAUCCACUCUAUCUUCUGUUGUUAAAUUAGUACACAACGCCACAAGCCAAAUAACUGAUUGGAUCUCACCCGGCAGAAAAAGGAAACGUGAAGAGGAGGAGCCAGCUCAUUGUAACACGCUGCCUUUUGAGAUAAAAGAUAGCAUUUCUAAGAGGAUCAGAGUUAUAGUGAAUCUUCUACACAGUAAUGGCAAUUCUGUGCAGGGGGUUCUUCAGCUUGAGAUCUUGCGCCCCAUUGCAACAUCAAGCAAGAGUCAGAAUAUUGCCAGGAAUGCUCGCAUGACAACUUCUUUUCCAAUUGAACCUAGGGUGUACGGGAGGGAUGCAGAGAGAGACAAUAUAAUAGACCUGCUGAGAAAUGGGAAAUCUAGUGAUCUGAAUGUUUUGCCAGUGGUUGGCAUUGGUGGAAUUGGGAAGACGACGCUUGCUAGAUAUGUAUACCAUGAUAAAAGAAUUAAAGGCCUUUUUGAUUUGCAAAUGUGGGUCUGUGUAUCCACUAGCUUUGAUGUAGCGGGGCUAACACUUGAGAUCCUAGAGCAUGUAUGUGAAGACAGACCGUAUGAGAAAAAAAGCAGCUUGAAUAAAUUACAGGAGAUCCUUUCAGAGAAUAUUAGAAACAAAAGAUUUCUGCUUGUAUUGGACGAUAUGUGGGAAGACAAGGACAGGAGUGGAUGGAUUAAACUCUUGGCUCCAUUGAAAAGUAACCAAGCAAAUGGUUGCAUGGUACUAGCAACAACUAGAACAAAAUCAGUGGCAAAAAUGAUAGGAACUAUGGAUGAAAUCACAUUGACUGGUCUAGAUGAAAAGGAGUUUUGGCUGUUCUUCAAGGCAUGUGCAUUUCGCAAUGACAAUCGUGAGCACCAUCCUAGUUUUCAAUCUAUUGGGAAACAGAUUGCAAAAGCACUAAAAGGCUGCCCACUAGCUGCACGUAGUGUUGGUGCACUUCUGAGUACAGAUGUUAGCUAUCAGCAUUGGACAGCAGUUCAGGACAAAUGGAAAUCUCUUCAAGAAUACGAUGAUGAUAUUUUACCCAUCUUGAAGCUCAGUUAUGAGUAUCUACCAGUCCACCUUCAGCGCUGUUUCUCAUAUUGCUCUUUGUUUCCAGAGGACUACCAAUUUAAUGGGAAAGAAUUGGUCCAUGCUUGGAUAUCGCAAAAUUUUGUGCAGCGCAAAGAUCCUACCAUAAGAUUGGAAGAAACAGGGCACGCAUAUUUGGAAAGAUUAGUGGAUUUGGGCUUCUUCCAAAAGGAUGGCUCACACUAUAUUAUGCAUGACCUAAUGCACGUACUCGCUGGGACGGUUUCAGCAAAUGAGUGUGCUACUAUUGAUGGAUUGAAAUCUGAAUCAAUUCAAGCAACUGUUCGGCAUUUGUCUAUCAUAACUACUGAUUUUGAGGAAGAUGAACAUGGCAACAAUUCUAGUGAGAAGCUUGACAAAAUACUUCAGAAGGUUAGUUCUUGGCACAAAUUGAGGACCUUGAUGUUGUUUGGGCAAAGCAGCAUACAUUUAUUAGGGUCCUUGAGUACUUUAUGCGAGAGGGCUAAAUGUUUAAGGUUCCUAAGUGUGUCAGGUGCUGACAUCGGCUCUACAAACAGCUUGUUAAAUCUGUUCCAUCUUCGUUAUAUAAUGGCAUACAGAGUCAACAACCCUGCGUUUCGUCAAGCUUUGACAAGUUGUUAUCACCUUCAAGUACUGGAUGUGGGCAUUUCAGGCAAUCUUGAUGUACCUGCUGAUAUGAAUAAUCUUGUUAAUCUACGCCAUCUUAUUGCUCAUGAGAAAGUGCACCAUGCAAUAGACUCUGUCGGCAACAUGACCUCUCUCCAGGAGUUAAAAUUCAAGGUUCAAAAUGUUGGCAGUUUUCAGAUAGGACAACUUCAGUCCAUGAAUAAGCUUGUAUUUCUUGCAAUUUCUCAACUUGAAAAUGCGAAGACUAAAGAAGAGGCGAGGGGGGCCAGGCUGAUAGACAAAGGGUAUCUAGACAAAUUAUCGUUAUCAUGGGAGAAUAGUAGCAUGAAUCUUCAACCUGAGGCUGCAAAAGAUGUGCUUGAUGGUCUUCAACCACAUCAGAACCUCAAACAUCUAGAAAUAACUGGAUAUGGUGGUGUUACCUCCCCAACCUGGCUUUCCAGUACUUUCUCAGUUACCUCACUGCAGAUACUUCAUCUAGAGAAUUGCAGAGAAUGGAAAAUUCUUCGGUCUAUUCAAAUGCCUUCCCUUAGGAAGCUAACAUUGAUCGGGAUGUUGAAUAUAAUGGAAAUCUCAGUUCCUUCUUUGGAAGAGUUGAUCUUGAUCGAUAUGCCAAAAUUGGAAAAAUGUAUCGGUUCUUAUGGAAUGGAAUUGACCUCCCAUCUAAGGGUUUUGAUGAUCAAGAACUGCCCUCAACUGAAUGAGUUCACUCUUUUCAGGAGUUACUCUUCUUUCGAAGCUGAGCAGAAGUCAUGGUUUCCGUCUCUCAGUAAACUCUCCAUCGGGCAGUGUCCUCAUAUAAUGAACAACUGGGAAAUCCUUCCACUAAGAGAAAUGGAGGCGCUAAAGGAGUUGGAGUUGAUGGACCUGCAUGUUGUCAGAGUGUCAGUUCCUUCUCUGGAGAAGUUGGUGUUGGCUAAAAUGCCAAGCCUGGAAUUUUGCAGCAGUCUAACUUCUCCACCUCUGCAAUUUUUACCUUCACAAGGAGAUCCAAAGGAGUGGACAUCUGACCUCCGUAGACUCACCAUCCACAAGUGCCCUCGUUUGAUUGUGCUUCAUCCUCUUCCGCCUUCUGCUCUAAUUUCUGAGUUGUCCAUCAGGGAGGUUUCUACACUUCCAACAAUGAGGAUCAACUGGAGACGUUUCACUAUCGAAUCUAAUCAGUUGUGUGUUCUAGAUGAUAGUAUCUUGGCAUUUGAUAAUCUUAGGGGCAUAGCAUCAUUGGAAAUUAAAAAUUGUCAAAAUCUGGUCUCUCUUUCAAGGGAAUUCAACCAGCUAUUCGCUUUAGAGUAUUUAAGUAUACACGACUGCCCUAUUUUUACCAAGUCAAACAUCAUGUCAGAGAUUGACCAGGAAAACAGCACAUCUGCAUGCAGCCUUGUCCUCCCAUCUCUCAAAUCUGUCAACAUUAAAACAUGUGGAGUAACAGGGAGGUGGCUCACACAAAUGGUUUCACAUUCGCAGUCCCUUGAGAACUUGCAAUUAAGGGACUGUCCACAGAUAAAGUUUCUAUCAAUCGGUCAACCUAGAGAAACGGAAGGAACCAGCAGUUUGGCUUCUGCAGUGAUGACUUCAGCCCAAGAUGAACAGGAACUAAAACUGCCAUAUGAUCUCGUAUGUUCUCUCAAGAAAUUAUGGAUUCAGGAAAGCUGGGAUCUGGAGUUCUGUGGGGGUAAGAGGGACUUCGCAGGAUUCACCUCUCUUACGGAGCUAGUCCUUCAAGGUUGCCCCAAGCUGGUCUCAUUGUUGGUGGGUGAAACAAAAGAUGAUGGUGCCAUGGAAGUUGGGUUACUCCCACCAUCACUUGAAGACCUUACUAUCACUUCUCUCCCAGAAAACUUGCAUUCCUUCGCUCCUCAAGGCCUUCUCCACCUCAAAAAGUUAAGUCUACGUGAUGGCCCAUGUUUGAGGUCUGUACAGCUGCAUUCCUGUACGGCCCUAAAGCAGCUGGAAAUCACGGGGUGUGUCGGGCUGGCUGUACUGGAGGGCUUGCAGUUUCUCAGCUCCCUUCAAAGCUUGGCGAUGGAGAUGAAUCCCGAGCUGUCUUGUGCAUGGGUUCUCAAACUGCAGGAGCAAGAACAGUGUGGCAAUCAAAUUCAGUUGCUUCCUCCCUCACUUGAAGAACUUUAUAUCUGGAAUCUCACAGAUAGGGUCCAGUCCCAUCUUCUGUCCUGCCUUUCUGCCAUGGCCAGUUUAGCAAUACAGAGAAGUCCAGAAUUGACGUCUCUACAGCUGGGAUGCUGCACGGCAGUGAAAGAGUUGGAAAUUGGAGACUGCGAUUCGCUUUUGUCGAUCGAGGGCCUCCAGUUCUGUGUAAACCUGACAUCCUUGAAAGUAUUUAACUCCCCUGGCCUAGUUUCCUUGUUGGAGCUUGUGUCACAGCAGCAAGGGGCCUCUGAGAUCUGGUCUGGACUGGAAACUCUUGAGAUUGAUGACGCAUCUGUCCUUUCCAUGCCCUUCUGCAAACAGCUCACAUCUCUAACGCACCUAGAGUUCAGUUCUCGGGGUGGUAAACUGGGAGAGAGCUUGGUGAGCCUUACAGGGGAGCAAGAGAGAGCAUUACAGCUUCUAACCUCCCUCCAAAAACUUCAAUUCUCGUGGUACAUAAAUCUCUUGUCACUUCCUGCAAACCUUCAUAGCCUAGCCUCCCUUGAGAGGUUAUCUAUCUAUCGUUGCCAGCGCAUCACAAGGCUGCCAGACAUGGGCCUCCCAACUUCUCUCAGAUCUCUUGAGUUAUCCAAUUGCAGUGAGGAGUUAGGUAUGCACUGCAGAAUUGUAGCAACGGAGAAGCUAAGGGUCAUGAUUGAUCGUCAGUAUGUGAAUUAAUCACAAGUGUUUACUUCUGAGACUGCAGCCACCUGAGAUGUUGCACAUAUUUCUGCACUUGCUGUCACCAGCAUAUUUGUGCAAGUGCCAUAUACCCAUUUGGCUUUCCACGAGCUACCCCAGCUGCAUGGUGGAUGGAUGCAGGAAACCAUAGGUUGAAAGUGGCAAGUCCUUUAUGUUUAUCAGAGGCAUUAUGACCUUCAGCUCAUUCUUGUCACUCUUCUAGUUGGUGGCUGACCGUGAGCUAUGCUAUAGCAAGCCUUACCACGGUUCAUUAUUCAGUAAGGAUCGCUGGAAUGAACCUCACAUAGGUGAUAGGAUGCUUAUUGUCAUCAUGUUACAUCACGGUGUCUGGAAUCUGUGGUCAACCAGGACUACCUGAUGAGUGAUGACUACACAUUAGUUUGAUGGUUGCCUGGCUCUAGCGUUUCUGGUGUGGACUGGAAGGUGGGCAAUGCCCAUGAAAAACUGAAGGAGGUACAGCAAUCAGUUGGUGACGAUCUCGUACAUAGUUAGUUUAGAUGCUCACUCUCUUCUUGCUAAAUGUAAUUCAUCUCUCUGCAAACUGUAGCCACGUGAGAUGUUAUACAUAUUUCUGGGCUCCCUGUUGCCAGUACAUUUGUUCAGCAUGACAGUUAGUUUAGUUGACUGUUCAGCAUAACAUAUGAUUUCAAAAUGUUAGGAGAAACAUAAAUCUAUUAGUUACUGCACCAUCUGUCUCAUGAUGCAGUUUCACUGUGAAAAGAGGAUGGCAGUUAGCACUAGGUUUGUUGCUGAACCAUUGCUAUUUUGCUCUAGGUUUGUUAUUCAGUAUAAACCCCCGGCAGCAGAUCGCUGGAACCAACCUCACAUAGAUGCUUAAUGUUAUCAUGCUGCAUCACUGCAUUUGGAAUCUGUGGUCAACCAGAACUGCCCAUUGAUUUGCUGGUUGCUUGGCUCUACCAUUUCAGGUGUGGAUUGGCAGUUGGCCAUGUCCACGAAAAACCAAGGAAGGUACAGCAAUUCAGUUGGUGACGAUCUCCAUCUCAUACGGAAUAUGGACAUCUAUAUAUGAAGUUAUGAACCUGCCGGGAACUAAACGAGUCUCAGACAACCAACACAGCAACUCGUUUGGCUUCCUCAAUCGUCUGCUCAGCUCAUGACCUCCUCUACUGCCUUUUCUGGCUUCUCAGCAGCGCAGUGGGCGACACUCGACCCACGCUGUCGAACGAGUCGAUAGGGGUGGAUGUCCACGGUGGGGUCGUCACUGAAUUUGAUGUUGCUGGAGAUGUUCUUGUCGAGCUCGAGGCACCUGUGUUGAGAUACACUAGGCCUUGUAGAAAGCUUUGGAUAAGAAGAUGGGAAAAGAAGCCACCCUGUUUCUAUAAUGAGGCAACAAAUAUUUUGAAAGCUAAAAUGCUACCAUUUGUGGAACAGAGGGAGACCACGCCCUAAUUAAAGAUGGAAAGUAGAAAUACAGUCGAAUCACGACAACACUCAGUAAUAGUUGAAUUUGUACUUUGCUAUGCGACCUUCUGUGCCGAGAUUCCAUUCUCAGCAUUGCAUCUGAUUGGGCAUUGCUGGAGGGUAUGGCUAGCAAGUACUGUAGCAACUAGCAAGUGCAGGUGAUCUGCUCCCAUAACUUGUGCCUUAGAUAGAACUUCUAUGUAUAUUUUUGGUAGAUUAUCUCCAUGCACACUUGGUCAUGGACAGAGCUAAGUCUAAGAGCAA
This is a messenger RNA of Triticum aestivum (bread wheat), 7027 nucleotides long. RefSeq names its product disease resistance protein RGA2. NCBI's taxonomy places the organism in Eukaryota, Viridiplantae, Streptophyta, Magnoliopsida, Poales, Poaceae. Gene Ontology annotation, molecular function: ADP binding. Bases 332 to 5317 code for a protein of 1661 amino acids. The record is from RefSeq and is a predicted model, not a curated record. The transcript is spliced from 8 exons.